UGAAUAAGGCAAUAAACGUGUAACAUCAUACUUAUUGCAUAACUGUAAAACUGUAAAUUCUUGGUAGGUACAUUGUUUAAUUUUAAUUUUUGUCGUUGAUAACAGUUAUGAAUAACGAGUUCCGUCAUUAUUGAUCGUUUGCUGUUUCAGUUGGUUAUUAGUUGACCGUGUUGACGUUAACAAUUUUUUAAUAUUUUUAACCUUGUAAAAGUAUUCAGAAACUUCUACGCUUUUCUAAUUUGUCGUUUUUUACGUUAAGAACUAUGUCAAUUUUUCAAUUUUUUGGCAAGUACAUUUUGUACUUGUUUAAUCUUUUAUGCUUGAUUUCGGGUAUUAUUAUCAUAACAAUUGCAGUUCUCAUCAAUCAAAAAUUUUAUAAUUGGUCAAGUUUCAUUAGCAAAGAUUUGAUUACAGCCCCUCAAAUAAUGUUAGUUAUUGGAUUGAUUGUAUUUGCUAUUGCUAUACUGGGUCUGUGUGGUAUAAUAAGGGAUAGUGGAUGCCUUUUGAUUCUUUUUUCUGUGCUGCUUACAUUAGUUUUAAUGGGUGAAUUGAUUUUUUCGGGAGCUGUAUUGAUGAUGCGCGGUGAAAUCAAGGAGUUUGCAAUGAAAGAAAUGAACCAAACCAUUUCUAAAUAUAAUCAAACUGGUUAUGAAACGUCAACUGAAGCUUGGAAUAUCUUACAAUCUGAUGUGGAAUGUUGUGGAAUUAAUGGACCAAAUGAUUGGAAGAUAGUAACUCAUACUGAUGUAUUACCAGUAUCAUGUUGCAAAGCAAUUCCAGUAGAUUGGCAUUGUACAAAAACUGAUGCAUAUUUAACUGGAUGCUUUACAUUGUUAGAAGAUAAGCUUCAAGAAAAUAGUCAACUAUUAUUUUGGACUGGGAUAGCUUUUGCUGCAGUUCAGCUUUUGGCUGUUACAUUAGCGUGUUGUCGCCGUUGUUCUUUAUACAAAGAAUAUGAAACCGUUUAAGGAAUAAAUCAAUUAUAAGUGUUUAUUAAUGCUACAUUUUAAAAGAUAAUUAGGAGUAGCUUUUAUCUCAUCCAAUUAUUUUUUUUAUAUUAAUAAACUAAAUAAUAAAAAACCAGUUGUUUACUAGCUUGUUAUCAUAAAUUAUCUAAUUAUGUGUGUACUCUUUGGUCUCAUGUUAGAAAGCUUUAACUUUAAUUAAAAAAAUUACUAAUUAAUUUUGUAACUGUGCAAACGCACCAUUUGUAAUAUAAGAUUACACAACUUUAUUAUUAUUUAAUGUAAUUUUUUUUAUAGUUUUUCACUUUUGUUAUCAAUAUAUUGAAGAAGAUAAUUUAUGUAAUUAUUAUAAUUUAUAAAUUAAUAGCUGUAAUUUGUGUUUAUUCUAAGUUUGACAAAUCAUUAUAAUUAUUUCUAUAAAAUGUUUUUGGUUAGUAAUAAAUAAAAACAUUUUUUUACUA
Messenger RNA from Daktulosphaira vitifoliae (grape phylloxera), 1426 nucleotides. RefSeq names its product tetraspanin-9-like. Gene Ontology annotation, cellular component: membrane. The transcript is spliced from 5 exons. NCBI's taxonomy places the organism in Eukaryota, Metazoa, Arthropoda, Insecta, Hemiptera, Phylloxeridae. The record is from RefSeq and is a predicted model, not a curated record. The coding region runs from base 264 to 968 and encodes 234 amino acids.